UGCGUUGCGUGGAUGGAUAAGUACCAACGUCGUCUGUUUGUUAUUUAUUUAUUUUGUUGUUUUCAGGCAUUGACAAUAGUCUCAUUCCCUCAAGCCAACCAUGACUGAAUUUCGAGUGUUUCUUUCUACGCAAUCAUAGUUCUCUUUUCCGAGAAAUCUAUGGGUUCAAUUUUCUAUGUGCUCUCCUCAUGGUUUUGCUUAUAGUUCAGUUUCUACUUCGUGGGUUUUAUCUCAUCUCAUGGCAUUGGCUUCAAUUUUCUUCACACAGAAACAUAGAAAUUUCGAAGAACAGCUACAACUACCAUGGAUUCACAGUUGGGAUUCAUCGAACAAUCGUUCAAUUCUCGAUACCCAUUUUGGGUCCGCCAAGUGCUCGACGAAUUGCCUGAUAGCUUCAUCAUAACUGACCCGUGCACUUCUGGGCACCCAAUUGUUUUCGCUUCCAGAGGAUUCUUCAAAAUGACUGGUUUUUCAAGGGACGAAGUGAUCGGCAAGAAUGGGAGAGUUUUUCAGGGCCCCAAGACUAGCCGGAGAUCGGUAAUGGAGAUUAGAGAGGCAAUCAGAGAAGAGAGGACUAUACAAACCAGUAUAUUGAAUUAUCGUAGAGAUGGGUCACCAUUUUGGAUGUUGUUUCACUUGUGUCCUGUGUUUAGUAAAGAGGAUGGGAGUGUGAUUUAUUUUGUUGGAGUUCAAGUGCCAAUUGUCCGAAAACAGAGGCAUUUGAGAAGUGGGUUUGGAAGGAUUGGGGUUAGCUUGUGUGAAGAUAGUUCUGGGUUUGGUGAGUCUCUACUUGGUUCUUGCAGGAGGGAGGUAUGCUUGGAUUCUGUAGUGGAAUUGGGUCGUGUAUUGGCUAUGGAUUUGGUGUUGGGUUCAGAUGAUAGAGAGUUAGAAGUUGAUGAGCACUGCGAGGCAAGUGAUCUAGAGAAGCGAAAGGCUGCAACUGCCAUUAACAACAUAUUCUCUGUGCUAAGCCACUAUAGUAAGUUAACAGGUACACUAGUUUGUGGGAAGAGAUGCGGCUUUUCUGGGAUGGGUCUUCUUGGUUCAUCAUUAAACAUAUCUCUUGGUAGAAUCAAACAAAGUUUUGUAUUAACCACUCCGCACUUACCUGACAUGCCUAUUGUGUACGUGAGUGAUGCCUUCCUAAAACUGACAGGCUAUGCUAGACAUGAAGUUUUGGGUCGCAAUUGUAGAUUUUUAAGGGGGGCGGAUACGGAUUUCAAAACCAUAUUCCAGAUAAAGGAAAGCAUUCAAACUGAGCUAGCAUGCACAGUUUGUAUCUUAAAUUACAGGAAGGACAAAAGUUCGUUUUGGAACUUGCUUCACAUUUCACCUGUUCGGAGUGCUUCUGGGAAGCCGCCCCACUAACUGAAGAUGUCUUGCCACCAUACUGAAAUAAGAAAACUCAUGUCUUGACGUGUGUACUCCUUCCAAACACAGUUAGUGUCCCUUCCCCAAUCAUAUAUUUUCACUACUCCUACGUUCUCUCAUUACUAACUAGUUCAUGUUGAUGCCUCAUUAUGGCUUAAGUUAAUUUUCUUAAGUUGUGCUUUCCGCUAGUCCAUAAUGAAUUUGGGAGUUAUUCUUUGGUUUGCAUACCUUCUUUAUGUACUCUAAAAGUGUAGAAAAAUCCUUUACUAAAUGGAUAUGGCUUCUCUAUGAUAUUUAUCGAUAUUGAAUCAUUUUCUGCUAUUGUUCCUGCUGGCUAGUUUCGACUAUCACAUCUGCUAUUUGCUUCUGAAUGCUGCUAUUGCACUUUUCUGCUGUUUUUGCGUUAUUAUGCUAUUCACCUUCUUGAUGUAUAUAUAUUCGGCUUUUAAUUCUGAUCUUUUAUAUUAAUUCUCACUUGCAUUAAAAAAUUAAAAAAAUAAAAUAAAAUAAAAUCUACCUGUUGCCUAUAAUUUUUUGACUGAUGGUGGUGAAGAGUGACUUUGAUAUAAUUUCUGUAAGAGCUGAAGAAGUUUAUUUGAAUGGGUGACUUUUAUGACUUACAGAAAGAAUGGCUGUUCUGGAGCCAGACUCGUAUAUUUUUUAACAAAUCUUGUAAUGCUCCAUUAGGAAUCGACUUUCCAACCCCUCCAUCUCCAUCUCCAUCUCCAUCUCCAUCUAAUUAUCAAUUCCUUGUCCUCAAAGCCAACAGAAAUCAGAAUAAUUGCUGAAAAGUUGGAGCUAGAGUACUAGUUAUGGUGUUCCAGUUAUCACCAAUCUUAAAUCAGUCGGUAUCCUCAAAAGGUGCAAAAAAUUGAUUGGCUUCCAAGGACAUUUCUCCGCAAGGCUCCUUUUCAAAGAGCUUGGUGACUUCGUACCAUUGAACCUCUAUAACAACUCUUGAUAACAAGAUCUUAUACUUCCUUUACAUAUAGGGCAAUUUUUUUUGGUUUUCAGGGGAAUGACUGACAGGUUUCAGUGAGAUCACACCAUGCACUUCCUGAUUUUGCUUAAAAUGCAGGAGAAAGAAGAAAAAAAGUUGCCUAGGAUGACUAAAAUCAACUUAAUGUAAAAUAAUGAAAGCUACAUUGAAAUUUGCCUAGGAUGACUGUUUGGAAUUUUUACUUUUAUACCCAACAAAAGUUUUAUAUAUUUAUAUAUAUAUUUUUUAUUCCAAAUGUUCCAUGGUUCCAAACCUUUAUUCUUGUCUUCUUUGAAUUCUUAGCCACCAAAAUAGGGUGACUGUGACAAGUGAUAACAUAUAGGUAUAGCAAUUUUAUCUUACUCAAUAAAUCCAGAAGAAGUGUACAAUUACGAAGAAUCCCUUGUAAUUUUGGUUGAUAUUGAGCUCUUAAUUUGUUUUCCAUAUAUUUUAUUUCUCGUCCCUUCUGGCAUUUCAUUACAUAACCACAAGGGGAAAUUAUAAUAAAACCUCAGGGUUUGACUCUUAUAACAAAAUAAAUUCUAAGUUUUUAAUUUUGUCAAUUUAAACUAUAUCUUUUUAUUUGUUUUCAAUUUAAACCAUCUGUCUAUUUU
Molecule: messenger RNA, 2964 nt
Organism: Camellia sinensis
Lineage: Eukaryota; Viridiplantae; Streptophyta; Magnoliopsida; Ericales; Theaceae
Source: RefSeq, a predicted model, not a curated record